Trypanosoma rangeli is the source of this 513-nucleotide messenger RNA. RefSeq lists its product as uncharacterized. The transcript has a single exon. The record is from RefSeq and is a predicted model, not a curated record. Bases 1 to 513 code for a protein of 170 amino acids. NCBI's taxonomy places the organism in Eukaryota, Euglenozoa, Kinetoplastea, Trypanosomatida, Trypanosomatidae.
AUGGCGGCAGGGUAUUACCAGCGGUCAGCAAAGACGAGUGUCCUUAAGGGGGAAAGUACGAGGUUUGUGUUGCAUCACUACAACUUUGAUCUCCGUCGCGAUAUGUCGAUCUCUCGCACCGUCAAAAAGGUCCUUCGUGAGGAUUGCACCUCAACCACCGAGUCAGACAAGUUACUGGGCCAUGUUCUUCUUUUGGAGCGGCGUUUGUUUGGCCGGAUGCGCUUUGCGCCAACGGUGGGGAGGCGAUGGUUCGUGCUGGGACUCCCACUGGAGGAUAUUGAAACCAAGGCAAACGUUCAUCGUGUGCUUGAUAUCCCUGCCGUGAGGAAGCACGACAAUUUUGAAACUAAAGAAGCAGGUCUUGGAGAGCUCUGGAAUAAGAUUAUUGUACUUCCCAAGCCUGAGCCGACUUUCAGCUUUUAUGAAGAUGGCGACAUGGAGACGCAGAUCGCAGAGAAGGAUUUAAGGUUGGAGUGCCGGAUUCAAAAGCCUGCACCCCCCUUGGAAUUUUGA